This is a messenger RNA of Gigantopelta aegis, 998 nucleotides long. Its product is annotated as chitotriosidase-1-like. Gene Ontology annotation, cellular component: extracellular region. The record is from RefSeq and is a predicted model, not a curated record. Bases 22 to 444 code for a protein of 140 amino acids. The transcript is spliced from 2 exons. NCBI's taxonomy places the organism in Eukaryota, Metazoa, Mollusca, Gastropoda, Neomphalida, Peltospiridae. Gene Ontology annotation, molecular function: chitin binding.
UCCAACAACUAUGGCGGCGUCAUGUUCUGGGCACUGGAUCUGGAUGAUUUUAAGCAAGUCUGUACACCUGUAUCAAAGAGAAAAUAUCCUCUUAUUCAGGCUGUUACAGAUGUUCUUGGUGGCUCGCCAGAAACAAAAGAGGAAAUAUGUAAUAUUUCUACAGAAACUUCUACGUGCAGUGGCAGAGCAUUUGGCAUGUACCCAGAUGAAUCUGAUUGCAGCAAGUUCUAUAUCUGCGCACUCUUUGGAAAAUUCAGAAUGAGCUGUCCGGCUACCUUCGUGUGGAACCCUGUCAUCAUCAGCUGCAGCCAGCGAUCUCUUGUCAACCUCUGCUUCUGCAGGGACCACCAGCAAGACUCUUUGCUAUUGGCCAGAAGACCAAUAACACCCGCAGUUAUUGGACAAGUGGUCAGCAAGACUGUAGAUACCGAAAACAAGCGAUAACAUACGAAAACAAACGAUAACAUACGAAAACAAGCGAAACGGACGUGACGAGAUGGUGUAGAAAGAAGUGGAGUGUUCAUGAGGUCGAGCGCUCGCGAAUUAUUUGACUGGUACCAUCGUCUUCUAUCACAUCACAUGCAUUCAACGAUCGACACCAAAGCCAGUUUUGCGAGCGAUUCUCCUGAACUACUGUAAUUGAUAUUUUUGUUAGCAGUUUGUACGAGGUCCUGUACUAGCGAAAUAACCAUGUAGUGUAUUACACAGAGCUUAUUUUGAAAGGAAAGGACAGUUUGUUUGACAAUUCCCAUUAGACCUACGUUGUUUAAUAAGCGGCUAUUGGUACACUAAGAGACGAAAUAGGCCAUUAUAUUUUCCAUUAGCAGCAAGUGGAUGGCUCAUUGUUUUGAAUGAAUGUUUCCCGCAAAUAGAAUGGUCUUUGCUAUAUACUAAUGGAACAUUGCUUGGAGACUCUUGUUUGAGUACCAGUCAAUUUCUCAGACAAACUGGUGUCAGAAUACAUUUUAAAAAAAUUCAAGGUUCUUCCUUGCCACAUU